AUGGCAGCCCUCGUGGACAACCCGCAGAUCAAGCAUGCGGAGUUGCUUCGUCCGCUGCCCUUCCACUUCCACGCCUACGUCUGGCCCUUUGCCAUUCUGUGGCCCAUCUUCCUGAGGUACUAUCUGACCCCGGAUCUCUACGAAAAGCACAUUGGCGCCUCCGAAUGGACCUUCGUCUGGUGCGGGACCAUCAUCACCCUCCAGUCUCUCGUUUGGCUGAGCACCCACUGGAGCGUCGGUCUGGAUGCGCGAUUCACUGCGACCAAGGUCCAGGACAAGGAUAUCCAGGAUGCUCAGUUAGUCAAGGUUAUUCCCAUUGCGAACGCCGGCUCCAGCGAAAUCUGCAAGCUGUUGCGGGACAAGGUUGGGGGCAAGACCAAUCUCUCAUUCCUGUUCCAGAAACGCCGUUUCCUCUAUGAUCCGGAUACCAAGACCUUUAAGACCCUCACCUAUCCCAUCGAUGGCGAGCCGAAGCCUACCAUUGGACAGUUCCAGGCUUCCAAGGGUAUCGACAAGCAGUCCGAGUUGACUCGUAUCGAGCAACAUUAUGGCACAAACACCUUCGAUAUCCCCGUCCCGACAUUUACAGAACUCUUCAAAGAGCAUGCCGUCGCGCCCUUCUUCGUCUUCCAGAUCUUCUGCGUUGGCUUGUGGAUGCUCGAUGAGUACUGGUACUACUCGCUGUUCACUCUGUUCAUGCUUGUCGCAUUUGAGAGCACUGUCGUCUGGCAACGCCAGCGCACCUUGAACGAGUUCCGUGGAAUGAGCAUUAAGCCCUACGAUGUUUGGGUCUACCGUCUCGGCAAAUGGACCGAGGUUCAGAGCGAUGCGCUCUUGCCCGGUGACCUUGUGUCCGUUGGCCGAACCAAGGAAGACAGCGGCGUCGCAUGCGAUAUGCUCUUGGUCGAAGGUACUGCGAUUGUCAACGAGGCCAUGCUUUCCGGAGAAAGUACCCCGCUGCUCAAGGACUCGAUUCAGCUGCGCCCGGCCGAUGCUCUCCUUGAGACGGAGGGACUCGACAAGAACGCCUUCUUGUGGGGUGGCACCAAAGUUCUCCAAAUCACCCAUGGAAACCCUGACCAGGAGAAGCCCAAGUUGGCUUCAGGCGUCCCUGCUGCCCCCGACAAUGGAGCUUUGGCUAUUGUUAUUAAGACUGGCUUCGAGACUUCUCAAGGCAGCCUUGUCCGAACCAUGAUCUACUCCACUGAGCGUGUGUCUGCCAACAACUUUGAGGCCCUCCUGUUCAUCCUGUUUCUUCUUGUUUUCGCGAUCGCUGCCUCCUGUGUCGUGCCUCCCGAGCUGCCAAUGGAGCUUAGUCUCGCAGUCAACACUAGUUUGGCAGCCCUUGCCAAACUGGCCAUCUUCUGCACAGAGCCAUUCCGAAUUCCCUUUGCUGGACGUGUCGAUAUCGCUUGUUUCGACAAGACUGGAACGCUCACCGGUGAAGACUUGGUUGUGGAAGGCAUUGCUGGACUCGGCCUGAACCAUUCCGACGUUGAGGACAAGCGAGAAGGCGAUGGCGCCCACUCUACCAUCAUUGCGGUCAAGGAAGCUAGCUUGGAGACCCAACUGGUACUCGCUACCGCUCACGCUUUGGUGCGACUGGAUGAAGGUGACAUUGUGGGAGACCCAAUGGAGAAGGCUACUCUUACUUCUCUUGGCUGGGGCGUUGGCCGCAAUGACGUUCUCUCAAGCACUCCCAAGGCUGGUACUACCCAAGGCAACGUUCACAUCAAGCGCCGUUUCCAGUUCUCCUCCGCACUUAAGCGCCAGAGCUCCGUUGCUUUUGUCAAUGGAAUUCACACCGCCACCGGUCAAAAGAUCAAGGGUACCUUUGCUGGUGUCAAGGGUGCUCCCGAGACUAUCCAGAAGAUGCUCGUUGAGGUGCCCGCUGAUUACGAGGAGACGUACAAGUACUUCACACGCAAGGGAUCCCGAGUUCUCGCACUGGCAUACAAGCAACUGACUGUUGAUUCCGAAUUGGGCUCUGGCAAAAUUAACGACCUCAAGCGAGAGAAGGUUGAGGCUGAUCUCACAUUCGCUGGCUUUUUGGUACUUCACUGCCCCCUCAAGGAAGACGCCAAGGAGGCUGUUCAGAUGCUCAACGAGAGUAGCCACCGUGUUGUCAUGAUUACCGGUGACAAUCCUCUUACAGCUGUGCACGUUGCCCGUGAAGUCGAAAUUGUUGACCGCGAUGUUCUUAUUCUGGACGCCCCCGAGGAUAACCAUGGUGGCGAGCAGCUUAUUUGGAAGAGCGUUGACGACAAGGUUACCAUUCAUGUGGAUCCUUCAAAGCCCAUCGACCCGGAGAUUCUCAAGAACAAGGAUAUUUGCGUGACCGGAUAUGCUCUUGCCAAGUACAAGGGCCAGCCUGGAUGGAAGGACAUUCUCCGCUAUACCUGGGUCUAUGCUCGUGUGUCACCAAAACAAAAGGAAGAUAUUCUGCUCGGUCUGAAGGAUAUGGGUUACUAUACCUUGAUGGCUGGUGACGGCACCAACGAUGUCGGUGCUUUGAAACAGGCUCACAUUGGUAUUGCUCUCCUCAACGGUACCAAGGAUGACUUGACUCGCAUCGCAGAGCACGCCCGCAACACCAAACUCAAGGAAAUGUACCAGAAGCAAUGCGAGCUCAUGAAGCGCUUCAACCAACCUGCACCCCCUGUCCCCGUCAUGAUUGCCCACCUCUACGCACCUGGACCUACCAACCCCCACUACCAAAAGGCCAUUGAGCGCGAAGCUACCAGGAAGAAGAUUACGCCUGAGGAAUACAUCAAGCAGCAUGGCCACUCUGUGGAAACCAUUACUACUCCCGGCGCUCAGAAUCUCAUCAACGAUCGUCAGCAACAAGUCAACAAGAAGGCGGCUAGUUUGGCUGACCAACUGACCAGCAGCAUGAUGGAGGCUGAGAUGGGUGAUGAUGAGCCCCCGACUUUGAAACUGGGAGACGCCUCCGUCGCUGCUCCGUUCACCUCCAAGCUUCGCGAUGUCAUGGCUAUUCCCAACAUUAUUCGUCAAGGCCGAUGCACCCUCGUCGCCACAAUCCAGAUGUACAAGAUUCUUGCUCUGAAUUGUCUGAUCAGUGCCUACUCCCUGUCUGUUUUGUACCUUGAGGGUAUCAAAUUCGGCGAUACUCAGUACACCAUCAGCGGUAUGCUCAUGUCUGUUUGCUUCUUGAGCAUCUCCCGAGCUCGCGUUGUGGAGGGACUCAGCAAAGAGCGACCUCAACCCAACAUUUUCAACGUCUACAUCAUCGGAUCUAUUCUGGGACAAUUCGCUGUUCAUAUUGUGACUCUCAUCUACAUUGCUCGUUUGUGCGACAGACUUGAACCACGCUCUGGAGAUAUUGAUCUGGAGGCUGAGUUUACGCCGUCGCUGCUCAACUCUGCAAUCUACUUGCUGCAGCUGAUUCAGCAAAUUUCUACCUUCGCCAUCAACUACCAGGGUCGACCCUUCCGCGAGUCCAUUACUGAGAACAGGGCCAUGUUCUAUGGUAUCGUCGGUGUCUCCGGUCUCGCCUUCGUCUGCGCUCUCGAGCUGAUGCCCGAAAUCAACGAACAAAUGAAGCUGGUGCCUUUCUCCGACGAGUUCAAGACCAAGAUGUCUACCGUCAUGGUUCUGGACUACGUGCUCUGCUGGCUCAUUGAAGUCGUUUUGAAGAGGUUCUUCAGCGACUACCGCCCGCGUGACAUCGCCGAGCGCCGCCCUGAGCAGCUCAAGCGCGAGAUGGAGCGCAAGAAGGAGGUGGAGCGGAAGAAGGCUGAGCAGGACGACAAGGAGAGGCUGGAGAAGGUGGCCGAGUUUGAGAGGAGGGUUGAGGAGCGCAAGAGGAAGAUUGAGGCGUGGGCUACUGGCCGUCAGCAGCCGCCGGCGGUGGCGUCUGGAUCAUCAUGA
Molecule: messenger RNA, 3891 nt
Organism: Trichoderma breve
Lineage: Eukaryota; Fungi; Ascomycota; Sordariomycetes; Hypocreales; Hypocreaceae
Product: e1-E2 ATPase domain-containing protein
Exons: 4
Coding region: 1-3891 (1296 amino acids)
Biological process (GO): intracellular calcium ion homeostasis
Cellular component (GO): endoplasmic reticulum membrane
Molecular function (GO): P-type ion transporter activity; nucleotide binding
Source: RefSeq, a predicted model, not a curated record